Messenger RNA from Drosophila subobscura, 1509 nucleotides. RefSeq names its product cuticle protein 16.5. Gene Ontology annotation, molecular function: transcription coactivator activity. The transcript is spliced from 2 exons. Gene Ontology annotation, cellular component: RNA polymerase II transcription regulator complex. Gene Ontology annotation, biological process: positive regulation of transcription by RNA polymerase II. NCBI's taxonomy places the organism in Eukaryota, Metazoa, Arthropoda, Insecta, Diptera, Drosophilidae. The record is from RefSeq and is a predicted model, not a curated record. Bases 135 to 1304 code for a protein of 389 amino acids.
UCAUCGUAUAAAAGCAACCUGAUGCGUUCAAUCAGACAUCAGUCGUCUCUGAAGAGCAUAACCCACUCAAGGCGUUUAGGAACCCAUUCGAUAUUGGUAACGUUGUCAUCGCAUCAAGUGGAAUAGUAGUCAACAUGAAGGUCUUCGUUUGUAUGUGUGCUCUGUUUGCUGUGGCCAAUGCUGGCUUCCUCGGUCUGCUCGGUGGUGGCGGCGGUGGCAGCGGAGGAGGCGGCGGUCUCAAGUCCGGCCUUAGCUUGGGCGGCGGCAGCGGCGGUGGCUACUCUGGCGGCGGUGGCGGCUACGGCGGUGGCUACGGCGGUGGCUCACAUGGCGGACACGGCGGACAUGGCGGUCAUGGUCCAGUUCAGGUGGUCAAGGUCAUCCAUCAGCAGGGCGGCUACUCUGGCGGUGGCUACUCCGGAGGCGGCGGCGGCGGCUAUGCCGGCGGCUAUGGCUACGAGCCCACCCCACAGGUCUACAAAGUGAAGGUCAUCUCCGAGGGCGGCAGCCAUGGCGGUCAUGGCGGCCAUGGUCCAGCUCCCGUCUAUGGUGUCCCAGCUGGCCCCGCCUCCGUCAAGGUGAUCAAGGUACUGUCGGAGUCCGCUCCUCUGGUCAGCGGUCCCGCAUUCAUUGGCGGCGGCAUCAGCGGCGGCUCAUCGGGUGUCUCCCAGGUCAUCAAGGUGGUGCACGAGAGCCACGAUGCUGGUGUCUCCUACGGCGGACAUUCCGGCUCCCAUUCGGGCGGACAAGCCAAGGUGGUGCGCGUCAUCCAUGAGCAUUCGGGCGGCUAUGGCGGCGGUAACUCAGCUUACGCUCCCAUCGAUGUUCCAGCUCCAGUGAACUCCUAUCUGGCCCCUGUCCAGGAGGCUCCAGUUUAUGCUGCUCCCGCUCCAGUUUACGCUGCUCCCGCACCAGCUCCAGUCUACGCUGCUCCUGCUCCAGCUCCAGUUUACGCUGCCCCAGCUCCAGUCUAUGCUGCUCCCGCUCCAGCUCCAGUCUACGCUGCUCCCGCACCGCAGGUGAACUAUGCGCCCGCUCCUCAAGUGAACUACGCCCCCGCCCCGCAGGUGAACUAUGCUUCUGCCCAGGCCCACGCUCAGGCUCAGGCUCAAGUGAACUAUGCCCCCGCACCGCAAGUCAACUAUGCCCCCGCGCCAGCUCCAGUUUACUCUGCUCCCCUGCAGGCACCAGCGCCGCUUCUGAGCGUGCCCCAGCAAGCACCCGCCCAGGUCUUUGCGCCCGAGGAGCAACUGCUGCCAGUGGGACAUGCGCCCGCCCAGACCUACGGCCCACCAGCCUACUAAGCGACGCUUUCCCAGCAGCAUCCCACACACACGCACACACAUACGAAACACGGGAAAACCUUCGAACUUCGACAUACUACUACUACCUCUAUCGACACACUUCCUACACAACGCCAUGAGUUAAUUUAAGUCCAUUUUUUUUACACACAUUUUUUUUGCUAGAAAAUAUAAACAAAUUGAAACCGAAAAAAAAAGAGAAAAGAUC